AUGACUGCAGUUGAAAUAUUGUCAAGAGCUCCUUUUGUGGAGUUACAACGUAAAUUUUGUGAGUGUGAUCCCUUGGGAAGAAAUAGUGAGGGAUGUAAAUAUACUGCAGAGUUAGCAUACAAUUUUUCUAUGGCAUAUUCUAUAACUGGAGAUAAAGAUUCAAAUAUAAUUCCACUUAUGGAGGGAAUUUGUACUGCAGCCUUAAGUGUGGUUUCAUUAUACCCAAAAAUUUUGGGUGAAAAUUUUAUUUGUACUAUUUUAAAAGAUGACUUAAUAGGAAGUUCUAGUGCAUCUUUAAAAUUAUGGCAACAAGAUUGCCCAGAAACAAGAACAGUUGAAGAAUUUUUGAUUAGAGAAAUUGAUAUACAUGGAUUAGAAGAAUUACGUAGUAAUAGAAGUAGUGCUGUUGUAAAAUUCUUGUGGAUGAUAAGAGCUUUGAAUUUUAUACUUAAAUUUUUAGAAAAUGCAGUUACUGGGAAUUCAGAUAAUUUAUUCUCUGCUGCAACAAAUGCAUAUACAACUGCAUUAAAACCUUAUCAUGGAUUUAUGAAAGCUGGUAUAGUUAAUUUAGCAUUACAAUUAUGCCCUAGUAGAAUGAAAUUCAUGGGAGCAUUGGGAUUUCAAGAUAUGGAUGUAGCAUUGGAUAUUUGUAGAAGACUAAUCCAAGUAUCUAAACCUUGUAUUGAACAGGUUAAUUGUUUAUUAAUAAAGUAUAAUUGUAAUUUCCCAGAUAAAGUAUGA
Molecule: messenger RNA, 741 nt
Organism: Cryptosporidium muris RN66
Lineage: Eukaryota; Apicomplexa; Conoidasida; Eucoccidiorida; Cryptosporidiidae
Exons: 1
Coding region: 1-741 (246 amino acids)
Biological process (GO): intermembrane lipid transfer; ceramide transport
Cellular component (GO): membrane; cytoplasm; cytosol
Molecular function (GO): ceramide 1-phosphate binding; ceramide 1-phosphate transfer activity
Source: RefSeq, a predicted model, not a curated record